This is a messenger RNA of Platichthys flesus (European flounder), 1992 nucleotides long. Its product is annotated as receptor-type tyrosine-protein phosphatase H-like. Gene Ontology annotation, molecular function: protein binding. The annotation marks the transcript as partial. NCBI's taxonomy places the organism in Eukaryota, Metazoa, Chordata, Actinopteri, Pleuronectiformes, Pleuronectidae. The transcript has 9 exons. The record is from RefSeq and is a predicted model, not a curated record.
AUGAACCAGUUACACACUGACGGACUAGAAACAAACGUAACUGCAGAAAUAGCAAAUGAACCAGUCACACACGUAACCUCAGGACUCACAAAUGGGACGAAAUACAACUUCACCCUCUUCACUGUGUCUGAAAACGUCAGAAGCAGUGGAGUGAGCAUCUCUGCAUUCACUGCUCCUCCUAAUGCAGAGGACUUUAAAUCAGUGGGACAAAAUGAGACCAGUGUCACCCUGCAGUGGAAAAAAGUGGAAAACAUCCUCACGUAUGUUCUUGUGUCCAGUGACGGACUAGAAACAAACGUCACUGCAGAAAUAGCAAAUGAACCAGUUACACACGUAACAUCAGGACUCACAAAUGGGACAAGAUACAACUUCACUCUCUUCACCGUGUCUGAAAACGUCAGAAGCAGUGGAGUGAGCAUCUCUUCAUUCACUGCUCCUCCUAAUGCAGAGGACUUUAAAUCAGUGGGACAAAAUGAGACCAGUGUCACCCUGCAGUGGAAAAAAGUGGAAAACAUCCUCACAUAUGUACUUGUGUCCAGUGACGGACUAGACACAAACGUCACUGCAGUAAUGGGAAAUGAACCAGUUAGACAUGUAACCUCAGGACUCACAAAUGGGACAAGAUACAACUUCACUCUCUUCACCGUGUCUGCAAACGUCAGAAGCAGUGGAGUGAGCAUCUCUGCAUUCACUGCUCCUGCUAAUGCAGAGGACUUUAAAUCAGUGGGACAAAAUGAGACCAGUAUCACCCUGCAGUGGAAAAAAGUGGAAAACAUCCUCACAUAUGUACUUGUGUCCAGUGACGGACUAGAAACAAACGUCACUGCAGAAAUAGCAAAUGAACCAGUUACACACGUAACAUCAGGACUCACAAAUGGGACAAGAUACAACUUCACUCUCUUUACCGUGUCUGAAAACGUCAGAAGCAGUGGAGUGAGCAUCUCUUCAUUCACUGCUCCUCCUAAUGCAGAGGACUUUAAAUCAGUGGGACAAAAUGAGACCAGUGUCACCCUGCAGUGGAAAAAAGUGGAAAACAUCCUCACAUAUGUACUUGUGUCCAGUGACGGACUAGAAACAAACGUAACUGCAGAAAUAGCAAAUGAACCAGUCACACACGUAACCUCAGGACUCACAAAUGGGACGAAAUACAACUUCACCCUCUUCACUGUGUCUGAAAACGUCAGAAGCAGUGGAGUGAGCAUCUCUGCAUUCACUGCUCCUCGUAAUGCAGAGGACUUUAAAUCAGUGGGACAAAAUGAGACCAGUGUCACCCUGCAGUGGAAAAAAGUGGAAAACAUCCUCACGUAUGUUCUUGUGUCCAGUGACGGACUAGAAACAAACGUCACUGCAGAAAUAGCAAAUGAACCAGUUACACACGUAACAUCAGGACUCACAAAUGGGACAAGAUACAACUUCACUCUCUUCACCGUGUCUGAAAACGUCAGAAGCAGUGGAGUGAGCAUCUCUUCAUUCACUGCUCCUCCUAAUGCAGAGGACUUUAAAUCAGUGGGACAAAAUGAGACCAGUGUCACCCUGCAGUGGAAAAAAGUGGAAAACAUCCUCACAUAUGUACUUGUGUCCAGUGACGGACUGGACACAAACGUCACUGCAGAAAUAGCAAAUGAACCAGUUAGACACGUAACAUCAGGACUCACAAAUGGGUCGAAAUACAACUUCACCCUCUUCACUGUGUUUGCAAAAGUCAGAAGCAGUGGAGUGAGCAUCUCUGCAUUCACUGCUCCUCCUAAUGCAGAGGAGUUUAAAUCAGUGGGACAAAAUGAGACCAGUGUCACCCUGCAGUGGAAAAAAGUGGAAAACAUCCUCACAUAUGUUCUUGUGUCCAGUGACGGACUGGACACAAACGUCACUGCAGUAAUGGGAAAUGAACCAGUUAGACAUGUAACCUCAGGACUCACAAAUGGGACAAGAUACAACUUCACUCUCUUCACCGUGUCUGCAAACGUCAGAAGCAGUGGAGUGAGCAUCUCUGCA